AUCGCAAUUCUGCGCUUCCAGAGAAGCUGAACAGACCGCUGUGGCGCCAGUGCACCGUUACUGACAUUCAAAUUGCAGCUUAGCCACACUGGAAACUAUCAAGAUUCCAAAAGCGAAAUGAUCCCAUCGAACCUGUGCAGAUAACAGGAUCAACUUAAUACUGCUUGGAAGUUGAUGGACUGACAGAUACAAUUAAUCCGAAGCAAGACUGUUUAGCUAGCCUGCUAGCUACACGUGGAAGCGUAGCUAGCUGGCAAGCAAAUAUUAAGUGAACUGGCUGGCUGCUCUGCAGAGAGGGACUCCUGAAAAACCAAGGUGAUGCAAUGCGAGCGAUAAGGGCUGAUCAUCGCUGCUCUUAGCCCCCAAAAUGAGUGCCAGAUCGGCCAUUAACAAGGAGAUUUUUGCGCCGCACGAUGAGAAGAUGCUGGGUGCCGUCCAGGUCAGGAGGAGAACAAAGAAAAAGAUCCCCUUUCUGGCCACUGGGGGCCAGGGAGACUACAUGACCUACAUCUGCCUGUCAGUGACAAAUAAGAAGCCCUCCCAUGUCUCCAUUACCAAGGUGAAGCAGUUCGAGGGCUCGUCCUCCUUUAUCAAGAGAUCGCAGUGGACCAUUGAGCAGCUGCGGCAGGUGAACGGCAUCGACCCCAAUCGAGAUUGCCCAGAGUUUGACCUGAUGUUUGAGAACGCCUUCGACCAGUGGGUGGCGAGCUCGGCGGGGGAAAAGUGUACCUUCGUCCAGAUCCUCCACCACACCUGCCAGCGGUACAGCGCCGAGCGGAAGCCCGAGUUUGUCAACUGUCAGUCCAAACUGCUCGGAGGGAACAGCAUCCUGCACUGCGCGGCGGACAGCGUGACCAGUGCGGUGCAGAAGGCCAGCCAGGCGCUGAACGAGCGUGGGGAGCGGUUGGGCCGCGCGGAGGAGAAGACCGGAGACAUGAUGAACAGCGCAGAGCAGUUCGCCGUCACAGCCCACAAGCUCGCCAUGAAGCACAAGAGUUAAAGCCGUUGCCAAACCUCUGGGGGAUCCGCCAAAGGGCUGAGCCGCACAGGCCCGAGACGCGCUUCACAUUUUAUUAUUUUUAAGAAUUGUAAUAAUUGUAUUAAUGACGAUAAACAAUUUUUAAUUUGUAUUCCUGGACGUGUUCGGUGUUCGUUAAAGAGUGGAGGUUCGGAGAUUAGCGGAGCAAGGUGUACAGGGCCGACUUGACUGUG
Messenger RNA from Conger conger (European conger), 1212 nucleotides. It is a transcript of the gene stxbp6, whose product is annotated as syntaxin binding protein 6 (amisyn). Gene Ontology annotation, molecular function: phosphatidylinositol-4,5-bisphosphate binding. The record is from RefSeq and is a predicted model, not a curated record. Gene Ontology annotation, cellular component: plasma membrane; exocyst. Gene Ontology annotation, biological process: exocytosis; Golgi to plasma membrane transport. The transcript has 7 exons. Bases 368 to 1000 code for a protein of 210 amino acids. NCBI's taxonomy places the organism in Eukaryota, Metazoa, Chordata, Actinopteri, Anguilliformes, Congridae.